AUGGCUUCACCGGAAUUGCUAGAAUCUCUGAAGAGAUCUCUUGAGAACUCAAAAGCCGAAUAUGUCCGUCUCGGUAAAAGUGGUCUCAAGAUUUCUGUCCCCUUCAUGGGAGCCAUGAGUUUAGGGCCCAAACACUGGGCACCGUGGCUCAUCGAGGAAGAAGAAGCACUUCCCCUCCUGAAAGCUGCUUACGAUCAAGGAAUCAACACUUGGGACCCUGCAAAUGUGUAUUCAAGCGGCGAAUCAGAGAGAAUGAUAGCCAAAGCGAUCAAGAAAUAUGACCUUCCUCGCCAUAAGCUGGUCAUUAUGACAAAGUGUAGUGUGUAUGUGCCGGAGAAGACCACUUGGCGCCACAUGUUCUAUGGGAAAGAGAUGCCCGUGUCCAAGGACCAUGUCAAUCAAGGAGGUCAGAUUCCUUCAUUCCUUUCCCGCCAGGCAAUUUUAAACACCAUCAACGCUUCCCUUGACCGCUUGGAAACCACCUACAUCGACCUCCUCCAAAUCCACCAAUUCGAUGACGAAACACCUGUUGAAGAGACCGUGGAAGCACUGCAUAACCUCGUCAAAGCUGGCAAAGUACGAUAUACCGGCGCCUCAAGCAUGUGGGCCACACAAUUACCUCAGCUGCAGUUCUGUGCUGAGAAACAUGGUUGGGCGAAAUUCAUCAGUAUGCAGAAUUAUUACAAUACGUUGUAUAGGGAGGAAGAGAGGGAAAUGAACAGGUUUUGUAAUGAGACUGGGGUGGGCAUUGUCCUGUGGGCUCCACUUCAGCGGGGAUACGUUUGCCGUCCUCCGGAGAUGAAUGGAACGACGACGAGGAAAAGCUGGAGAAAAGCGGAUGAAUUUGUAGAGCCAGCUAUUAGCAUUGUUCGACGAGUGCAAGAGGUUGCGGAGAUAAAAGGAUGGAAGAUGAGCCAAGUGGCUCUGGCAUGGAUUAAUACGACGGUCAGCAGUUCCUCAUUGGUUUUACGAAAGCUCUUGGAGUAAGAGGGAAGACUCUUACAAAGGAGGAAGAGAAAAAUCUCGAAGAUUUGUAUCAGCCACGGUUCGUGACCUUGUUUUAACUCGUCCC
Molecule: messenger RNA, 1072 nt
Organism: Hyaloscypha bicolor E
Lineage: Eukaryota; Fungi; Ascomycota; Leotiomycetes; Helotiales; Hyaloscyphaceae
Product: Aldo/keto reductase
Exons: 5
Coding region: 1-987 (328 amino acids)
Source: RefSeq, a predicted model, not a curated record